ACAUUAUGAAGAUUUCAAAUAUCAAACCUUUUGCACUAAUCCUCGUCUUUUUCACUCUGUUUCAUGGUUGCGAAGCAGCUUUAAACUGCACCAGUCCGACCCCCGAGUCCCUGUUUAAGGAGCUUGACAAACAGUUAUUCAGUAAGAACCUCAUCCUGCCUGUUUCAAGCUUCUCAGAGACGCUCAACGUCUCAAUCAACAUCACUGUGGUUGGGAUUUUAGGAGUGGAUGAAAAAGUCCAAACACUGACAACUUUUUUAUGGCAAGUUCUGGAGUGGAAAAUAGCAGGACUCAGCUGGGAUGAGCAGGAAUGUGGAACUAAAAGAGUCUCUGUACUUCGGGAAAAGCUUUGGGUUCCAGAUGUUCACAUCUCAGAGUUUAUGGAUGAGAACAGAUCUCCUCAAACUCCCUACGUUUACUUACACAGCUCAGGCCAUGUUAGUGAUGAUAAACCCGUUAGAGUGGUCAGCUCCUGCAAGCUGGAAAUCUACAACUUUCCAUUUGAUAUCCAACAUUGCUCGCUGACGUUUGGGUCAUAUAUACACUUUGCUUCGGACAUACGGCUGCUUCCUGGCAUAACAGCAGAAGAGAUUCUGCGUGAAUCCAAAAGAGUGCUGGAGACGAACGGAGAGUGGGAACUCUCCGACAUAAAGGUGGUUCCAUCCGAACUGGAGCUAAGCGUAGGAAACUACUCUAUAGUCGAGUUUCAGCUGACCCUGCGCCGCAGACCAAUCCUUUAUGUGGUGAACCUGCUGGUCCCCAGCUGCUUCCUCAUCACUGUGGACCUCUUCAGCUUCCUGCUGCCUCCUCAGAGUGUGGACAGAGCCUCCUUCAAGAUGACCCUCAUCCUCGGAUACACCGUCUUCCUGCUCAUCAUGAACGACCUGCUGCCCGCCACAGGAGACAGGACGCCGCUUAUCAACGUGUUCUUCUCCAUCAGCCUGGCUCUGAUGGUGGCCAGCCUCCUGGAGACGGUCUUCAUCACCAACAUCCAGUACAGCUCCGGCCAGUACAGUGCUGUGCCUCGCUGGCUGAGCGUACUGGUGCUGCGUUAUCUCGCCGUUGUUGUUUGCAUGUCUCCAAAGAAGAGCAACAGAGUAACAGUCUGCCUCAACCCGUCUUACAAAGAUUCAACAGCAAAGACAAACUCCAUCACCAUCUCAGGAAACCAGAGCAUCUUAAAGGAACCGCAUCCAGUGAGGGCCCCCGCCCCUCCUGCUGCUACUCCAGAGCCGGCUCUGGAGGAGCUGAAGAAACUAACCAGAGAUCUCACAGCCAUCCGUCUGCAGGUGGACAAACACUUCCAGGGCUCCAAAACCGCAGAAGAAUGGCAAAUGAUUGGAAUAGUAAUAGACCGCCUGCUGUUUUACUUGUAUAUAGUCUUCAUUAUUGCAAGCUUCAUCACCAUUACGGGUAUCUGGAUCUGGAAUAAUACAUAUGCCGCAUAAGUUACAUCUGAAGGGAUGAAAACACCAAGAGUUUAAUGGUGUUAUUUCUAUUAAGUGUGCUUAAGUCUGAGUAGUAGAAAUAAUCAGCAUAUUUCACAAUAGCUGUAGAAAACAUAUUUUUUGCCCUAAAAACUGGCUAACAACAUAUUUAUGGCUUAAAACAAUACAUUAAUGUAUUUGGACAAGAAAAUUGCCAAACAUAAAACCAUCUGCAAAACAU
This is a messenger RNA of Poeciliopsis prolifica (blackstripe livebearer), 1668 nucleotides long. RefSeq names its product 5-hydroxytryptamine receptor 3A-like. Gene Ontology annotation, molecular function: transmembrane signaling receptor activity; extracellular ligand-gated monoatomic ion channel activity; neurotransmitter receptor activity. Gene Ontology annotation, biological process: regulation of membrane potential; signal transduction; nervous system process. Bases 6 to 1448 code for a protein of 480 amino acids. Lineage: Eukaryota; Metazoa; Chordata; Actinopteri; Cyprinodontiformes; Poeciliidae. Gene Ontology annotation, cellular component: neuron projection; membrane; synapse. The transcript has 9 exons. The record is from RefSeq and is a predicted model, not a curated record.